This is a messenger RNA of Colletotrichum gloeosporioides, 1518 nucleotides long. RefSeq names its product putative transporter SEO1. Gene Ontology annotation, molecular function: transmembrane transporter activity. The coding region runs from base 1 to 1518 and encodes 505 amino acids. The transcript is spliced from 5 exons. NCBI's taxonomy places the organism in Eukaryota, Fungi, Ascomycota, Sordariomycetes, Glomerellales, Glomerellaceae. The record is from RefSeq and is a predicted model, not a curated record. Gene Ontology annotation, cellular component: membrane. Gene Ontology annotation, biological process: transmembrane transport.
AUGGCGGUUUACGACGAACAGCGUCCGGCAAAUGGCUCAGAAUCUACCGGCGAACGCUCUGCAGGCAGUAACCCCGAGAUUUUCAGACCGAAGGAAAACUUAUGGAUUCGCUUCAUGAGUUUGAUCGGAUGGUACCCAUCGGACAUGCCAAGCGAGGAAAAGCUAGUGGUGUUGAAGUUGGACUUAUCGAUCCUCAUAUUUGGCUGUCUAUCGUUCUUCACGAAAUAUCUGGAUCAGCAAUCUCUCACUAAUGCCUACGUGAGCGGGAUGAGGGAGGAAAUCGGAAUGUGGGGCAACGAGCUGAACUACAUCACCGCGACCUUCUGGGCAUCUUACUGCGGCGCUAUGAUUCCGGCUUGUUAUUUCCUCACAAAAUACCCCGCAAAUCUCGUACUGCCUUCUCUCGAGCUUGGUUGGGGACUUGCGACUCUGGGUUUAGCAUUUGUCAAUAACGUCGAGGCUAUAUAUGCUCUACGGUUCUUCGUCGGACUUUUCGAGUGCUGCUCCUUCACUGGUACAAUCUACGUGAUUGGUUCGUGGUACAAGAAAACUGAAGUGGCAAGAAGAAUCGCCCUAUUCUUCAUUUCGUCGCCUUUGGGAACGAUGUUUGCUGGCUAUCUGCAGGCAGCCGCGUAUACAAACCUCAGCGGAGUUCAUGGGAUGUCAGGGUGGAGGUGGCUUUUCAUUAUCGACGGCAUUAUUACCCUCGGAAUCGCAUUCUUUGGUUUCGCCAUCUUCCCCGAUGUACCAUCUCGCAAGAAGCCAUUCACUCUUACGGACGCCGACUUCAAAAUUGCGCAGAAGAGAGUAGAAGGCUCAAGUACCCCGCCUCAGCUCCAGAUAUCAGCAAGCAUUUUCAAGCGAGUGCUUGGCCGGUGGCAUUUCUAUGCGUUUGUCACAUUGUGGAUCCUGUUCGACAUGAACUUCGUUCCUGGAGGACAGCCGUUUUCCCUCUACCUCCGUGCGAAUAGCCCAGAGCUGUACUCCAUUGUUCAGGUUAACACCCUGCCUACGAUCACGUCUGCAAUUAUGAUAGUUGCUGCCCUCAUUGCCGGAGUAGCGGCAGACCGACUCGGUGAAUUUUGGAUUCCCGCCUUCGUAACAACAAUCCCCGUGUUUGUUGGGAUGAUACUACUUAAUGUAUGGCACGUGGGUGAAAGUGGCAGGCUAGCCGCUUUUAUGCUGCAAGGGUUCAUUGCUCCGCUGUCUCCCAUGGGAAUGGGCUGGGCUACCACAAUCAUGUCAAACGAUGCAGAGGAGCGUGCGGUAGUAACGGCAAGUAUGAACGCAAUAGGGCAGGGUAUCAUGGCUGGAGCACAAGUCGCGCUUUUCCCAGCGACAGGUGCCCCGCGAUGGAUACUUGGGUUCCGCAGUAGUCUAGCCACGACGGUUGCGCAGCUAUUCAUUAUUCUCCUCAUACUUUAUCUAAGCAGGAGGGAGGCAAAAAGUCGCCGCCUAGCAGAAGAUGUACCAGUGGUUGAGCAGGAGCACUACGAAACACGGGAGGCAAAGGUUUGA